Messenger RNA from Callithrix jacchus (white-tufted-ear marmoset), 1385 nucleotides. It is a transcript of the gene EIF4E2, whose product is annotated as eukaryotic translation initiation factor 4E family member 2. Gene Ontology annotation, molecular function: RNA 7-methylguanosine cap binding; translation initiation factor activity. NCBI's taxonomy places the organism in Eukaryota, Metazoa, Chordata, Mammalia, Primates, Cebidae. Gene Ontology annotation, biological process: translational initiation. Gene Ontology annotation, cellular component: cytoplasm; eukaryotic translation initiation factor 4F complex. The record is from RefSeq and is a predicted model, not a curated record.
CUGCGCGCCGACGUUCCGGUGCGCCUCGCGCAAAACCGGAAGUAGCCGGGCCUAAGGCUGAGGGACCCGGUGGAGCGGAAGUCACUCCUUGAGGCAGUGGCGACAGCGGCGGCGAGAGGAUGAACAACAAGUUCGACGCUUUGAAAGAUGAUGACAGUGGGGACCAUGACCAGAAUGAAGAAAACAGCACACCGAAAGAUGGUGAGAAGGAAAAAACAGAGCGAGAUAAGAGUCAGAGCAGCAGCAAGAGAAAGGCUGUUGUCCCUGGACCGGCAGAGCACCCCCUGCAGUACAACUACACUUUCUGGUACUCCAGGAGAACCCCCGGCCGUCCCACCAGCUCACAGAGCUAUGAACAGAAUAUCAAACAGAUUGGCACCUUUGCUUCUGUGGAGCAGUUCUGGAGGUUUUAUAGCCACAUGGUACGUCCUGGAGACCUGACAGGCCACAGUGACUUCCAUCUCUUCAAGGAAGGAAUUAAACCCAUGUGGGAGGAUGAUGCAAAUAAAAAUGGCGGCAAGUGGAUUAUUCGGCUGCGGAAGGGCUUGGCCUCCCGUUGCUGGGAGAAUCUCAUUUUGGCCAUGUUGGGGGAACAGUUCAUGGUUGGGGAGGAGAUCUGUGGGGCUGUGGUGUCUGUCCGCUUUCAGGAGGACAUUAUUUCAAUAUGGAAUAAGACUGCCAGCGACCAGGCAACCACAGCCCGAAUCCGGGACACGCUUCGGCGAGUGCUUAACCUACCUCCCAACACCAUUAUGGAGUACAAAACCCACACCGACAGCAUCAAGGCCUGGGAGGAGUUUCAUGGCCUGGUGAACAGCAGCGGCCGCUGAUCGGACGCUCCCCCUCUGUCUCUCACACUCAGGGGACAAUUCAAGCUUUCGAAAUACAAAAAUCACAUUGUGAAAGUACACAAGCUGGCAAUAAUCCUUUUCUGUAUGUGUGUAUUUGUCCGAAAUGGAUGGGAGGCCUCCAGCCAGUCCUUCCAUUGCUCACUGAAGGGACGUCCCUGAGCCGUGCGCUCCCCUUUUGCACUCAUUCCUGGAGGACGGAUUCCGCUAGACACCCUCCAGCAUCGCUGACUUUAUAAAGCGGAAAAAUGGAAAACAUGACUUUGUAAUAGACAAACAUUGUUUUUUAACGGGGUUCUGUGGGGGGUGUUCAGCCUUUCUAUUCGCUGUGUGCUGUCCAGAUGUCUCUCGGGCAUCCUGGUGUCCUCUUCCUGUGCUGUACGAAGGGUACUGUGACCACGUGUACAUGCCAGAGCUGUUGAUGAGAGUUACCAGUAUUAUGAAUGUCUGUGCAUCCAGGAAAAGCAUUCUGUUGGAGAGUCCUGGAAUAGCUGUAAAUGCUCUCUUCUAGCUCUGCCAUUAAAUUAUUGGACAUUU